AGAGUUAGAACAGCAGCUGGUGGACGAGGACGACUACUCAUGUUACAAAAAUGAAAAAGUUCACAUUCAAAGGAGUUCUAGAUGGAUUUCGACAAAGCGUUCAGCCCCAAGCCACUCGACAGGAGCAGGAGAUCCAGGAGCAACUCAAGGCCGAUCAUUUUACGUUGAAGAAGACCUUUCGACAUGGCUUCCCAUACUCGCCCACAUGCUUUGCCUUCGAUCCAGUACAAAAGCUACUAGCUAUUGGCGAUAAAUCGGGCUAUAUUCGCAUAUUGGGACGACCGGGGGUCGAUGCCCAUGCCAAACACGAGGGCGAAUCGGAGUGCGCCGUGCUGUUCGCCCAGUUCCUGGUCAAUGAGGGCGCCCUGGUCACCGUCACCGCCGAUGACACCAUACACUUGUGGAACAUUCGCCAAAAGACGCCGCGUAUUGUGCAGAGUCUGAAGUUUCAGCGAGAGCGCGUGACUUGCAUACACCUGCCCGUGGGCAGCAAAUGGCUGUACGUGGGCACCGAGAAGGGAAACAUACACGUUGUUCACAUAGAUACAUUUGCACUUAGUGGAUAUAUUAUUAACUGGAAUAAAGCAAUUGAAGUGGUUAGAACUAGUCAUCCAGGUGCUGUGAUUGCGUUAUGUGAUAAUCCAUUGGAUGCAAACAAGUUGCUUAUUGCAUUUGAGUGCGGGCUGCUUGUGUUGUGGGAUCUGAAGGCGAAAUGCGCCGAGAUACGAUGGCAGGCGGCCGAGGCGGUGAAAUCCCUGGCCUGGCACUACGAGGGCAAGUACUUUGUGUCCUCGCACACGGAUGGCUCCAUUUGCUCCUGGCCGACAAAGCCGCAGGCCAAGCCGCAAUCGCAGGUCUGUCCGCAUGCAAAAGCCAACAAGGACGGCAACGCGGAGAAGUGCAAACCAAUUUAUAAAGUUGACUUGAAGUCCAGCACAACUGGGGAAACUUUUACCAUUUUCUCGGGCGGUAUGCCCUCGGAGAAGGGCUCCAAGUCGAACUGCAUUACGGUGAUGGUGGGCAAGGCCACCACAGUGCUGGAAAUGGAGCAUGCCGUAUGCGAUUUUAUCACACUCUGCGAGAAUCCCUGGCCCUGCGAGACCCAGGAACCAUAUGCUAUUGCCGUUCUUCUGCAAUACGACUUAGUAUUAAUAGACUUAUUAACACCCGGUUUUCCAUGUUUUGAAUCGCCUUAUCCAAUGGACUUACACGAAUCACCUGUUACAUGUUGCACAUAUUUAACCGAUUGCCCAUCGGAUUUGGUUCCUGCUUUCUAUUCAGUUGGUCGCACAACGACAAGUAAAAAGAGUUGUUUUUCGGAACGCGAAUGGCCUAUUUCGGGCGGUGAAUGGUCGCCGGCAUCGUGCAGCUACUCGGAGAUCGUGAUCACCGGCCACCAGGAUGGUAGUUUAAAAUUUUGGGAUUCCGGUGCCGGUACACUACAAAUUCUAUAUAAAUUAAAAACGGCCAAGAUGUUCGAGAAGCCGCGCCAGCAUGUCGCCCAUUCGCAUCCGGAAAGCGAUAAUCCUCUUGCUGUUCAUCUCAUAUUCCUAUGCUCCGAAUCGCGUCGCCUGUGCGUGGCCGGUGCCAUGGGUCAGGUGAUGCUGUUCAAGUUCCGUAAAGUUGAGUCCACAUCGGAGGUGCUCGUUUUGGAAAUACCGAUACUCUAUGAGAAUUUUGAUGAUAUCUAUGGUACGAGUCCUGAAUGCGAUUUCCUCACCGGACAUCAAGUGCAGAAAACGGAAUCAAGUGACUCGGAUAAGACAACUGAGUGUUCGCUUAAAGUGCGUUUUGGGGCACAGCGUAAGCCACCGGGCUUCCAGUCACAAUUGGUUUGCCUCACCACCGGUCCCAAUCGCCGGAAUGUGCAGGUCACCUCGCUGUGCAUCAGCUCCAGCUAUGGCCUAAUGGCUUAUGGUACCGAAUAUGGACUUGUCAUAAUUGAUAUAAUCCAAAAAAUUUGCCUAUUGAGUGUUGCAUGCCCCGAUCUGUAUGGCGCACAUGAUCCUUACUCGCGAACACCAAAAAGUCCGAAACGUAUUGAGAAUAAAGAGGAGCAGAGCCGAUCGCCCAGCUCAGAUCAGCUGAACGAUACGACCAGUCCGGAUAGUCCAUCGCUAGAAUUUGUACCGGAGGCAGUGGAUAUGCCGGAGACCUCAGCAGCAGCGCCAAGUUCAGGAGCUGCCGGGCCAUCGACCAGUUCCCGGCCCGUAUCCCCGGAUCCGGUGAUUAAUAGCGCCCGGGAGACAUUACUAAGUGGUUCGGCGGCAUCGACGGCGGCCGCCACAGCAGCGGCCAUGAUGGCGGCGAAGAGUCCUCAGAGAGAGGAUGCAGCGGGUGCUGCAGCACCGCAGGACAGACGCAAGUCCAUGUCCUGGAAAACGUUCAAUUUGAAGCGUCAAUUAUCGAAAGUCAAUAUGAAGAUCGGCGGCUUGAAUGUCAAUACCGAUCUGGAGUCAUUGAAGAAUAGCUCUAUUUUUUAUACGCCCAAGGAGGCGUCACCCGACGGCGCCGCAGUGACCUCCCAAUUCGAAGAUACCGAACCGGUGGCCGAGGAGACAACCGAAGAGAUGGCCGAGGGGGCAGUAGCCGGGGCAGGGGCAGGGGCAGUAUCCCCCUCACCGGCGGUACGCGGCAAAUUCCGUUCAUCCACUACAGAUUCCCCGGAUGCGGAAGCCACCACCACUACUACCACUACCAAACGAGUGGAGUUUGAGCCACAGGCGGAGGUGGAGCGACCCAAUAAUUUGCCCCUUUCCGAGGCCACGCCCAUGCCCGCCCCCCAGAAGCCAGCCCGGCAAAAGUUGAAGGAGAAGACGCGCGACCAGAGACUACUCUCCGUACCAAAUAUCAAGUAUCAGCCGCGGGAUCUGCGCGGCGGUGUCCGGAUCCUCAAGAACGACGUAUCGCCGCUAAUGGGCGGCGGUGCCGGCGGUGGUGCCGCCGGUGGAAUUGGUGGCGGUGUGCCCCCAGUGGGCGGUGGAAACUCCUCCACCAGCAAGAAGAUACAUAAAUUGGAUGGAACUUUCUCCAGAUCCAGAUCAUCGUCAAUGUCCAGCAUUGAUAUGUCUUCCUCUGAAUCUGUUACCUGUUUAGCUUUUAUCGAGAGUUAUGCAAAACGAAAUGAUAUUUUGGCACUUGUUCCUACUUUAUGGAUUGGAACUAGCUUCGGUUCGAUACUGACAUUGUUCAUCACUAUGCCGGAGCGAGAUGUGCGCAAAUCUCAGCCAGUAUUGAUUACAAUUAAUGGUGGCCCUGUGGUACGACUCAAAGGAUCCAUAACUUCCAUGUCUUUUUUAGACUCAUACGGUUCGAUCAUACCCUAUACGUUUGAGACUUGGCGCGACGAGAACAAGGACAAGAAAGAUCGCACACCUACAAAGAGCAGCAGCCGCACCAGUCCCACUUUUACACCGACAACUGCCAAUACAAUAUCAAACACUUCGGUCGCCGGCGGUUCGGCGGGUGGUGCGUCCGCCGGAGCAGGUGGCGCUGGCGCCACUGGUGGAGGUGCUAGUGGUGUCGUUGGUGGUGGUGGUGCCACUGGUGGUGGGGCAUCGGCAGGAGGAGCCCAGGGCGCGACACCCAUUGGCGGUGGCAGUGGCAGCGGAGGCGUUGGAGGCGGCGGUGGCGGCGGUGGCGGAGGCGGCGCCGGCGGUAUGAGCAGUAGCAGUGCCAGUAGCAGCGGUAUCAGUGGCAGUGUCAGCACCGGCCUGGAAACCCUCACCGAUCGACAAUACAUCGUUAUCGCCAGCGAGAAGCAAACAAAAGUCUUCGAUGUGGCCAACCAGUGCUGCAUCAAUCGCAUACAAUUAUCGGAAAUGGAUUUUGCAGUCAAGGCAGAAACUAUCACGAUGAAAGAUGGCUCUUGCUUAGCAACCUAUCUUUCGAAUGGCCAUUUAAUGGUACAUAGUCUUCCUAGUCUAAAACUGUUAUUGGAUACUGAUUUCUUACCGCUUAUGGACUUAAGUUUUCAAACAAAAUGUAAACAGGGAAUUGUGGAUCCAAUGCUUUCGAUAUGGGGUCAACAGAUCAUUGUUCAUGAAGAUACAACUCAAAUAUCAAAAAUAUUUUGCUUUAGUCAUAAAGGUCAUGGAUUGUACAUGGCAUCGCCCACCGAAAUUCAAAAAUUCACGAUAUCAUCGGAAUUUUGUCAAUUUAUUUUGGAGAUGAUGGGUGAACUUUAUACGGUACACGAAAUGCCCGAACAGCCGAAGGAGGGUUUCUUCAAGGGCCUAUUUGGCGGCGGCGCCAAGCUCCUGGAUCGUGAGGAGCUUUUUGGCGAGCAGAGCGGGAAGGCUAAUAGAUCGGUGGCCCGGCACAUACCCGGACCCAAUUUGGAGCAGCUGGGCCAGAGGGCCUCGACGGCCGCCUCGGAGAUCUCCCGGGCCCAUCAGCUGGCGAUGGAGCGCGGGGAGAAGCUGAAUUUGCUGGAGGAGCGCGCCGAGCGCAUGGCCAACACUGCUCAAGAUUUCAGCGGCACUGCGCAUCAAUUAAUGCUUAAAUAUAAAGACAAGAAGUGGUAUCAGUUGUAAAAUAUCUAUUUUAGGAGCCAAUUCUACCACAGUUAUUGUAAUAUUGCUUUUAUAACACUUUCUACUACAUUACGAGUAAAGUACACUUAUUUAAUUUCUGUU
Drosophila ananassae is the source of this 4637-nucleotide messenger RNA. It is a transcript of the gene Tomosyn, whose product is annotated as syntaxin-binding protein 5. Lineage: Eukaryota; Metazoa; Arthropoda; Insecta; Diptera; Drosophilidae. Gene Ontology annotation, biological process: regulation of exocytosis; regulation of protein secretion. Gene Ontology annotation, cellular component: plasma membrane; SNARE complex; cytoplasm. The transcript is spliced from 22 exons. The record is from RefSeq and is a predicted model, not a curated record. Gene Ontology annotation, molecular function: syntaxin binding; GTPase activator activity; myosin II binding. The coding region runs from base 51 to 4535 and encodes 1494 amino acids.